Gadus chalcogrammus (walleye pollock) is the source of this 3967-nucleotide messenger RNA. RefSeq names its product filamin-A-interacting protein 1 (gene filip1b). Lineage: Eukaryota; Metazoa; Chordata; Actinopteri; Gadiformes; Gadidae. The record is from RefSeq and is a predicted model, not a curated record. The coding region runs from base 16 to 3354 and encodes 1112 amino acids. The transcript has 5 exons.
GUCUCCAAUAAGAGGAUGAUGAAGAAGGUCGCUCUGGGGAGGAAGGCCAGAGGGAAGAGAACGACGCCAGGAGGAGGAGGAGGAGGAGGAGGGAAGACCGCAGAGUUGCAGCUCUCCAAGAUGGACAUGCUUCACCUGCUGGGCAUCAUGGAGGGGGAGGUACAGGCCAGAGAGGACUACAUCUCGCUGCUGGAGUCGGACCGCGGCCAGCAGCCGGCGAUGCUGGAGGCCCAGUACGGGGCCCCGGGCCCCGUCGCGGCCCUGCAGGCCCUGCAGCGGGACCGCCUGCUGGCCCACGCCCCCGCCCCCGAGGAGGACGUCUACCAGCGGCCCAUGGAAGAGCUGGACCGUCUGGAGCAGCGCCAGCGGGACUCGUACCGCCGCAUGCUGGAGCAGCUGCUGCUGGCGGAGAAGUUCCACCGCCGCACCGUGGGCGACCUGGACCGCGAGAAACAGAAGCACAGCGAGUUCAUGACCAAGAGCGACGACUUCACCAACCUGCUGGAGCAGGAGAGGGAGAGGCUGAAGCGGCUCCUGGAGCAGGAGAAGGCCUACCAGGCCCGGAAGGAGCAGGACCACGCCCAGCGGCUGGAGAAGCUGCGGGCGGAGCUGGUCCGGCUCAAGUCCUUCGCCCUGAUGCUGGUGGACGAGCGGCAGCUGCACAUGGAGCAGAUGGACCAGCGGGGCCAGAAGGUCCGGGACCUGGCCCAGAGGCUGCAGGAGACGGAGCGGCGGCUGGCCUCCGCCGACGCCGCCGCCCUGGAGGACGGCGAGAAGGUGCUGAGGCUGGAGGCGGAGCUGGAGGUCCGAUCCGCCCGGUCCUUCGAGGAGCAGGAGGAGCUGACCGUCAAGCUGGCCGACCAGGAGGCCCAGGAACGCCAGCUGAGGCUCAGGAUGGCGGGGCUGACGCACAAGACGGAGGAGCUGGAGGAGAGCAACGCGGCGCUGAGGAGGUCGGACGAGGACCUGCGGGAGCUGAGGGAGAAGAUCAGCAGAGGGGAGUGCGGGAACGCCUCGCUCCUGGCCGAGCUGGAGACCCUGAGGAAGAGGGUGCUGGAGAUGGAGGGCAAGGACGAGGAGAUCACCAAGACGGAGAGCCAGUGCCGGGAGCUGAGGAAGAGGCUCCAGGAGGAGACGGACCACAGCAAGGACCUGAGGCUGGAGGUGGAGCGGCUGCAGAAGAGGAUGGCCCAGCUGGAGAAGCUGGAGGCAGCCUUCGCCAAGAGCAAGGCGGAGUGUUCUCAGCUCCUCGUCAACCUGGAGAGGGAGAAGGGCGUGAUGAAGGACCUGGCCGGGGAGCUGGAGGGGGUGAAGAACCGAGUGAAAGAUCUGCAGUCGUGUGAAGCAAAGUUUGAAAAGGCGGAGAUGCUCCUGAAGGACGACAUGAUGAAGCUGAAGUCGUUCACCGUGAUCCUGGUAGACGAGAGGAAGAACAUGGCUGAGAGGCUUCGGCAGGAGGAGGAGAGGAGUGAGGAACUGAACAAGAUGUACAAAGGGGAACAGGGCAAGGUGAUGAAGGUCACAGAGAAGUUAAUCGAGGAGAGCAAAAAACUCCUCAAGCUCAAGUCGGAGAUGGAAGUGAAAGUGACAACGCUGACGGAAGAGAAGGAGGAACUGAAGUGCAGGCUGGCCAGCGAGGACGAGAGAUGCAGGGAGCUCAGCUCCAAGGUGGAGAAGAUGAGGGUCAGGAUGGACGGACUGGAGGGAGGGGAACGAGAGUCGCAGAGGUGGCGCGCCACCAAGGAGAACGACCACCGUCAGGACGAGGACAACCGGGCGAAGGAGCUCACGCUGGAGGUGGAGCGACUGAAGAACCGCCUGAAGCAGCUGGAGGUGGUGGAGGGGGACCUGAUGAAGACGGAGGACGAGUACGAGCUCCUGGAGAAGAAGUUCAGGACGGAGCAGGACAAGGCCAACGUCCUGGCCCGGAUGCUGGAGGACGUGAGGAGCCAGAUCGCCAGGAACAAGGCCGUGGAGAAGGGGGAGGCGGAGAGCCCCGAGGCGGAGCUCCGCCUCCGCUGCCGGAGGGAGGAGGCCAGGAGCCGCGACCUCCAGACGGACGUCCGGGCCCUCAAGGAGAAGAUCCACGAGCUGAUGAACAAGGAGGACCAGCUGUCCCAGCUGCACGUCGACUUCUCCGUCCUGCAGCGGCGGCUGGCGGAGGAGGAGCAGCGGAGGCGGAGCCUGAGCGGCGAGGUGGUCGGCCUCGCCCGGGAGCUGGAGGCCACGCGGCGCUCCACCCGCGCCCUGAAGCCCGGGAUGAACGGGCGGAGGAUGGUAGACGUGCCCGUCACCUCCACCGGCGUGCAGACGGACGCCGUGGCGCGUUACACGGCGGCAGACGAGGAGGAGGAGGAGGAGGAGGAGACGCCCGCCGGCUUCAUCAGGAACUCGGUGCUGGAGGAGAACCACCUCAUGAGCAACCUCCGCCAGCAGGGGCUGAAGCAGCCCGCCGUGCCGGAGUGCUACCCCCCCGCGGCGGCGGCCGAGCCGGGGGCCGCCAGGAGGUCCUGGAUCCCCUGGAUGAAGAAGAAGGAGGCGGGCGGGCUGCCGGACAAGGCCCCACCCCGGGUCGACGGGGGGCCGCUGUUCCACGGGGCGGAGCUCACCAUGUCCCAGAAGGCGGGCCAGCCGCUGCACAUCCGCGUGACGCCGGACCCCCGGAACAGCACGGCCACCCUGGAGAUCAGCGGCCCGCGGGCCGAGGACUUCUACUCCACCACCACCGUCAUCCCCACGCCGGGCCUGCAGAGACCCCGCAUCACCAUCGUGCCGCGGCCCCCCUCCGGCCCCCCGGGUCCCAGGGCCGCCGGGGACCUGAGCUGCAAGUCUCCGGUCACCAUAACGACCGUCUCCAGGGCCUCGUCCCCGGACCGGAGCCCCGGCGCCCGCUCCCCGGUCUCCGUCCUCUCCGUCAGCAGGAAGUCCAACAUCACCACCACCGAGGACAACCGGAUCCACAUCCACCUGGGCCCCGCCGGGCCGCGCCCGGGGGAGGGGCCCGGGGGGGCGGGGCUGAGCGUCCGGACGCUGGGCGUGGCCGAGGGGAGGGAGACCUCCACGGGGACGGUCCUCCGGUCCCCUCGCCAGGCCGGCGCCACGGCGACGGGGAAGAUGACGAGCAGCAUCACCAUCACGCCCAUCACCUUGGCAACCUGCCGGCCCACGCAGCCGCCGGCUGGCGCCGCGUCCCGGAUCCCGAUGUCCAGGGGCCUGAAGACCUCCGCCAAGGCGGGCGCGGCCGUCGCCACGGUAACCAGGAUGGAGUCGCGCUCCGAGGGUCAGCUGAUGAAGAUCGAGCUGAGGAGGUCGGCCGGGUGUGGCCCCGCCUCCUCGUCGGGCGGGAAGAGCUGAGCGUCUCCGUGGCGACGGCGUCUAAUCACGCGGACGACAAGAUGGCCGCCGGACCCCUCGGGCUAGUGGGCGGGGCUUAGAGCCAACCGCAUUUAGAGGAAUAAAAACCAGGUUAUUUUAUGGAUAUUAUUGUUGAAUGAUGAUUUUUAUCAAUGUUAUUUUAUUUAGCACGCGAAGCUGUCGACUCAUUUGCAUGGUUUAAGAGGACUCAAAGCACUGGUUAUUCUGAACUACACGUGCCUUGACUGUAAUGCCUUCUCGUUGGGGACGGCCAGCUAGAGUAUAUUUUAAUAUAACUCACAUUUAUACCGUGUGUUUAUUUAUCUGCUGCUUCCGGAGGAUUCUAAUCACUGAAUGAUCGUGUAUGGAGAGUGUGAUGUACACUCUCUCAUGUUUCUGUCCAUAAUAAACAAUAUUUAUCUCUACAGUAACACUUUCUAGGCAUUACUUGGAUUUCUUCGUUUUUAGAACACCUCAAUAAAAGAUCAAAUAUAGCAUUCUGUAAGAUUAACAAUUUCAAAUUUUUUAACACACACACACACACACACACACACACACACACACACACACACACACACACACACACACACACACACACACACACACACACACA